Marasmius oreades (fairy-ring Marasmius) is the source of this 1482-nucleotide messenger RNA. RefSeq lists its product as uncharacterized. Gene Ontology annotation, molecular function: protein serine/threonine kinase activity; ATP binding. The transcript has 2 exons. The record is from RefSeq and is a predicted model, not a curated record. Bases 99 to 1340 code for a protein of 413 amino acids. Gene Ontology annotation, biological process: intracellular signal transduction; protein phosphorylation. Lineage: Eukaryota; Fungi; Basidiomycota; Agaricomycetes; Agaricales; Marasmiaceae.
AUAACAGAACCAUGGUGUCUGUAAUACUACUAAACGUUUGAACGUUCGUUCCAGCGUACGUGCAUUCGUAUUAUCACUCAUUCCAUCUCACGACGACGAUGCAGCACGAUGUAUGGACUUCGUUUGUUGAGAAUGUCCAAGGCCGGACCACCCCCACUCAACUCUCCCCCACUGGGCCGUCGACUUUAGCCAGCUCCAGAGCAGGCUCUUUUACCGCAAAACCACCCCCUCCCAUCAGGAUGCAUGUCAAACGAGUGACCCUAACUUCGAAAAAGAAUUGGUGGAUGGUUGAGAUGGACGAGGAAGAGAACAAGAACGCAAAUUCAAUACAGGAAGAAACAGUGGUCGAUCCGUUAUAUUCAUAUCAUUUACCUGAGUAUCGGCCUUCGUCAGAGCCCUCGAAGCCCACGCCACCCCCUUCACCUCCAGUCUACAACCCGCCUCGCCAUCCAACAUCCAUUUUUUCUUUUCCUACUCCGACUUCAUACUCUGCACCUCCAAAUCCAACAGCAAAUCUAGCACCAUGUGCCAACGGGUCUGCGUCCGAAUUAUUCAAGUGCAUCGUGAAGAAGCCUGAUGUUGUGCAGCUGGAGAUCAAUGGCGAGAUGCAGUCAAAUUCCUCCGAUGUCACUGUGCAAUUCCUCGCUGAGCUUCGCGCCUAUACCACCAUCAGUCGGCAUCGAAAUAUCUGCGCUUUCCUGGGAUCCCUCGAAAAUGUCGGUAUGGUCCUCGAGUACAUCGAUGGCAGGACCUUAUACGACGUCAUUGUCGAAUCAGAAACCAAAAAAUUGUCGAAGGCCAAAAAGAUUGACUAUCACAAUCAACUUCUCGAUGGCUUGACGCAUCUCCAUUCCUUCGGUCUCAGUCAUGGUGAUUUGUCGUUGUUGAACAUUCAGGUCACCUUUAGCUCUGACACGAUCAAACUCUUGGACUUUGGUCGUUCUGUGUCAGCGAGUUCGAAAUACACUUCACCAGAUGAAGCGCCGAUAGAUCCUUUCCCAACCCUUGCCGCUCGAAAAUCUUUAGCAUGCCCUAUUCCGUCCACCCAAACGGAACAAAUACACCCUGGGACGAGACCCUUUUGCGCGCCGGAGAUACUGAGAGGGGAAUGCCAGGACGCGUUAUUGGCCGACGCGUAUAGUUUUGGUGUUAUUCUAGUGUGUCUAGAUAGGGGAACGAGCGUCGACAUGCGACCCUGGGAGCAGAGAAAGGACAUGUUACCGAACGACCUCUUUGUCGGAUGCGAACUUUUCGAAGGGAGAGCUAGAGAAUACCUGAAGAAGUGGAAUGCACCAAGGAGAAGGCUGUCGAAGGAGGAUAUGAUUACAUCUUCAUUGUGAUGUGGGUUCUACUCUUUAUUCAUGGGUUUGGACUAGGAGCAAUUACUGUUAUUCGUGGCAUUUGUAUAUUAGAUUCAUGAUCCGUUGUAACCAUUUAUAUCUCAUAAUGUAGAUACCACCAGUCUAGUUUUCUUAUCACUCA